UGAUUUUUUGUUCUUCAGCAAGGUUUAUAGAUCCAGUGAGCUGUUCAGAACAAAACAUUUUGGUAGUUUGUGUCUAUUAGAAUAGCAGAUUUCUACAUUUAAUUCUAUCAUCAAGGCGCUAACACAGCUAAUGGCGACAGCAGUAAUUUAGAGCUCACCUAUAGGUGCACCUGCCUGUCAGGUGGGCAAUAUUUCAUGUCUGCACAGUAAUCUUAAUAAAGAUAACCAGGAAGAAAAGUUUUUCAGGAAUCUCGUGACGCUGACGUCACGCGGAAUGCGGAUCGUAUUGUCCGAGAUAAUUGACCUGAAAACAAAUUGAGACCUCAGAGCUUCAGAAAAUGCCCCGUUUUCUCUGCUGUUGCUGCUUCUCAAGUGAAACCUCCGGCAACGAGAGGCAGCCUCUCCUGCAGCCCACACCACCUGAACUGAAAGAACCUGAAUCAGCCAGGCAGACCCGACCAGCACACAAUGAUGCACAGACUGUGAGGCGGAUCGGCAGGCUGGUGAUGAGGAGGGUGUGUGUGCCAGAGUUGGACCAGAGGUUUUCAGACAUGGCUGAGACCUUCAACGAGCAGCAGCAACACUAUGAGUCCAUGACCCGACACAUCGGCAACCUGCGAAGGAGUUGCGACUGUACUCAGGGUGACAGUCUGGCUAUAUCUGAAUGUGUGGGGAUGAUCAGAGAGGAGCACAAGGCAAAGUACAGGGUCUCCCUUAAGAUGAAGGGCUACGACUUCUCCCUCUGUGUGAUCCCUGUGGGGUCAGAGGGUGAAAGCGAGGAGGAGCCGAUAUCUCCACUUCUGCGAUUAGCUCAGGAUGAACUGAAGGGCACUUCAGAGAGCGCCAAGGCCGCCAUCUCGAAGGGCACUACUCUGCAAGAGCUGAUCGGCUGGCUGCUCCGAAGUAAGGAUCAAAUGGCUGAGCAAGUGAAGGGGGCAGCAGCAACUUACCAGGAGCAAGGAAGACUGAAUGAGAACCUGGAAGAGAACAUGAAGGAAGUGAGGAGGGCGAAGGAACUGUCGCUGAGUUACAGACAACAAGCUGGGGAAGUCCUCACUGAGGCUGCAGAGAUAACAGGGACUCUUCUGUAGUUCAUACACAUUUUGAAUACUUCAGCUGAGUCCACCAAGUGCAUUACAAGUAUACAGGAUACAAAGAUUAUACACAUUCUUUGACACUUGUGGGUAGAAUUAACCACUGCCUGCACCACUCAGCCAAGGAAUCAGGAAAAAAAAAGUCCAUUUAUGCAUCAAAACUGCAGCCCAUCUCUAGGAUUAAAAUGUAUAUUGGGUCUCUACUUCUGAAAACAACAUCAGGAGUGUUAGUGUCAAUGUUUCAGAGCCGAUAACGAGACAUGCACACACAGAAUGCCAUACACAGGCUGUUGCAGCCUCUUGUAUCAUGUUUGUUAUAAGGACAUGAAGACAAAUGAAAUAAUAUCAGCAUUUUUAAUCAUUUUUAAAAUGUUUUAUCAACAUCUUAAAAAAAAAAAGCGUGUAUGUAUUUUCUUGAAUAUGUGAAAUGUAACCAGCUAACAGUAGGGGGCAUCGCACACUCACUUUUAAAUUCUAAUACUGUAGUUUUUUUUUACUUGUAUAAAAAUUCCUUGUGUCAAAAAAAUAUUAUUAUUAAUAUCACUGUUAUUAUAGAAUUUUGUACCAAUAUAGAAACUUUUAUUUUUGCAGAAUUUGCCUCGAGGAAUGACUAUUAAUUGGCGUCCUGGAUGCACAAGUAUUCUGGUUGUGACACUAGAUUAGUACAUUUCUUCCAUGAUAGUUUUUGCCUGCCAUAAAACAGGACACAGCCUCUCACAGCAGCAAUGAGAAUUUAACUGGAGGUUUUAUUCUGAUAUUGUGAUUGUAAUUGCAUUUUGUUAUUGUAAGAUUCAAAUUGAGCAGAUUGUCGGCUUGUUUUCCACAGAAGCUCCACUGCUUUUAUUAACUGAUUAAAAAUAGCAGUUUUCCAGCUGCUGUUAAUGUGAAAGCCAACAAACACAUGAUCAUAUGCCAUCUUGAUAAUUAAUUUUGGAAAAUCCAUUGUUACAGAGGUCAUUGUCAAGUGGCCAUGCAUUAUUUAUCUGGGAGAUACAGUUUUAGAGCGUUGCUUUUGCCUUAAGCUUUACAGAUUAAUUUGGUAUGGACUGUGGCGGAUAUAGUGAGUAAGAAGAGAGAACAUUGAGUUGUUUUUCUUGCAAUGAAAAUGUUUGGUACAAAUAAGUAAAUUAAUACAUAUUGUAAAUUUAAUUAUUUAGCUGUAUGCAUGUUUAAUACAGGCAACCUAUUCAUGUCCUUUGUUGCUUUGUUUAGAUCACCCUAUGUUAUUACAUUUUCAAAAAAGGAGUAAUUGUCUAUGUUCAUAAUUAAGAAAUUAAUUAUUAAGAAUAAAACAUAAUUCAACUGUGGUUUAAAUGUUGCCUUAUAAUCGAUUAUUUUUACACUGCAAUCAAUUGCCAAAUGCCAAUAAAUUUCUUAUUUAUGUGAUUCAUUAAUAGCAUGU
This is a messenger RNA of Thunnus maccoyii (southern bluefin tuna), 2496 nucleotides long. RefSeq lists its product as uncharacterized. Lineage: Eukaryota; Metazoa; Chordata; Actinopteri; Scombriformes; Scombridae. The record is from RefSeq and is a predicted model, not a curated record. The coding region runs from base 339 to 1091 and encodes 250 amino acids. The transcript is spliced from 4 exons.